CCUUCCCCAGCGGUCGGCCCGGAACCCCGACCCCCAACCCGGCCCGCGCGCGCCCCCACCGCGGGGGCGUGCGGACCUGCCUGGAGCUGCUAACCCUCCCCCUACGCAGCCCCAUCGCACCCCCGCAUCUAAUCAGGAAGCUCCCGGAGCCACAUUUGCAGCCUCGCCUGUCUGUUCAGAACCUGCUCCCCACCUCAGGCCCAGCUGAGGUAGAAGGCCUGAUUCUGCAGAGAAGUUCAAGGAACCAACCCAGAGGAACCCAGGCACACGCAGGGAAGCCAAGGUGAGCUGAGCGAUGGGUUCGGAGCUGGAGGCAGCGAUGGAGACUCUCAUCAAUGUGUUCCACACACACUCGGGCAAGGAGGGGGACAAGUACAAGCUGAGCAAGAAGGAGCUGAAAGAGCUGCUGCAGACGGAGCUCUCCGGCUUCCUGGAGGCCCAGAAGGAUGCGGAUGCUGUAGACAAGGUGAUGAAGGAGCUAGAUGAGAACGGAGAUGGGGAGGUGGACUUCCAGGAGUACGUGGUGCUCGUGGCUGCCCUCACAGUGGCCUGUAACAACUUCUUCUGGGAAAACAGCUGAGCAGACAACUCCAGGCAGCAGUGCCUUGCCCCUCCACCCUCCCAUACCUGCCCCUUCACCCCAUUUUUCCCUCCCCACACUCCCACUUUUGCCCACCCUCCUUCAGGGGCACAAGAGUGAAGGGCCAGGCCUGCAAUUCAUCUUUCAUUAAAGGCUCACCUCUCGCCA
Molecule: messenger RNA, 748 nt
Organism: Manis pentadactyla (Chinese pangolin)
Lineage: Eukaryota; Metazoa; Chordata; Mammalia; Pholidota; Manidae
Gene: S100A1
Product: S100 calcium binding protein A1
Exons: 5
Coding region: 296-580 (94 amino acids)
Biological process (GO): regulation of heart contraction
Cellular component (GO): sarcoplasmic reticulum
Molecular function (GO): S100 protein binding; calcium ion binding
Source: RefSeq, a predicted model, not a curated record